AUGAGAUAAGACGCUAUCAGUUACUUAGAAGAGUUUUGUGGUUCACUGGAUUUCCAAAGAGGUCAGUCAUGUAUACUGUUAAAAGGACUCUUGUGAUGUUCAUUGGACUGCUGAGUUUGGUCACAAUUGCGGCUGCAGCCAUCAACAACGAGUUAUCGGCGCAGGACAUUGCAGACGGUUUGAAAUCUUCCAGCGAGAGGACAGGAAAGAUGACUGGAAUCAAACCCGUUAACGUUCUAGCUGAUAUCGCUCGAGAAAUGGUCAUGAGGUCGACAACUAACAGUCAGGUUCUGAGCCUCAAUUUGACCAAUCUGUUCAUCUUGUUGGUUCUAAAAGCCCUGCUAUUCGGAGCAGGCUUGUUCUCUUUUGGAUUCCUGAAGAAUGGAGGUGGAUCCUCCGGUUAUGGCCGCAGCUCUGAUGAGGACAACAUGAUCCCAGACCCACGAGCCAACCCAUUUAUAACAGAAUCAGAACUAUUACUUCUGCUCACAUAUCUCAUGGGUGAUGCAAACAGUGACUAUGACUGUCUGCACCGUGUUGCAUGUGAAGAACCGAAGAAGGCACGCGAAUACAUUACAGCAGCCAAAAUGCUGAUCAAGGGUGCAAGGAUCUUUAACACUGUGGUGCCGUACAAUCCCAAGUAUGAGGGAAUUGUAACAAAACUACAGGAAGCAGUGGACUACGGUACAAGUGGUGAACAGUGCAACACACGCUACACUUGUUCCAGCAACUCGUAGCAUCCAAAUCAAUGGAACUGGCAAGACGAUGCCAAUACCAAUUCACUGAGACAUGUUAAUGACAUUACAGUUAAUAAACCAAACAAGCCAUAUUUCUUAUUUUAUUAAUUAGAAACUUCACAAGUAAAACAAAAUGUGAUUUGUUUACAGUUGCUUUCAAGUAAAUCCCUUAAUUCUGAGUCAUGAAUAUGAAGGCUAAAAUAAAUAAACUGAUAUGCAAUGUACUGGCUCUAAAAUUUAAUUUGUACUCAUUAUUUUUAUUUGUCAUAUGAUGUGAUUGUCUGUUGGAAAGGUUAUGUUCAUUUUGUUGUCUAUUUGCAAAUAUUUAAAAAACUACUUACAAAUGUAUUAAAUUUUGUAUGGUGCACUGAAACUAAAUUUAAACAGCCAUAAAUAGAAGUCUCUUUGCAAGCUAACAAAGAUAAAUAUGUUAUCCUUAAUCUUUUGAUAAAUAAACGUAAAAAGCAGAGACAAAUAUAACCAACUACAUAUUACUGUCAAUAAAUCAGAAUAAAAUGAACUAUUGUAUUCUAUCUGACAAGGAAACUGUGAAUAAAGUGAAAACACUAGAAUUCUGGA
Zootermopsis nevadensis is the source of this 1316-nucleotide messenger RNA. RefSeq lists its product as uncharacterized. The record is from RefSeq and is a predicted model, not a curated record. NCBI's taxonomy places the organism in Eukaryota, Metazoa, Arthropoda, Insecta, Blattodea, Termopsidae.